This is a messenger RNA of Melospiza melodia melodia, 6968 nucleotides long. RefSeq names its product FYVE, RhoGEF and PH domain containing 5 (gene FGD5). Gene Ontology annotation, molecular function: guanyl-nucleotide exchange factor activity; metal ion binding. Gene Ontology annotation, cellular component: cytoplasm. Lineage: Eukaryota; Metazoa; Chordata; Aves; Passeriformes; Passerellidae. The record is from RefSeq and is a predicted model, not a curated record. Bases 80 to 4921 code for a protein of 1613 amino acids. The transcript is spliced from 22 exons.
CGAGGGGCGAGGGCGGCGGGGCCCCCGGAGCCAUGCACUGAGCGCCCGGAGCAGCCGGCGAGCGAAGUUGGGGUGGAAGAUGAACAACGCCGAAAUUUCAAAACCACCAUUAGCACCGAAACCAAAGAUUAUUGGUCAUCUUUCUCCAGCACCUGUCUCCAAAUUUUCUCCUUCACUGCCAAGAGCUGAUAUUCUUCAUCACCCAAACUCUGUGUCUAGGGGUCCGAAACCACCUAUUGCUCCCAAGCCAAAAUUCUCAGCUGACACUGAGGGCAAAUCCAGUGUUUCUAACAACAAUAAUUUAAAUAAAUGUGCAAAUGGGAAACUGCUGUGUCUUGGGGGAGAACUGUGUGAAGGAAACCAAUGCAAUGCUGAUUGCCUAGGAUCUGAGGCAGAUAAUGAAUACAUUGUAGUUCCUGAAGGUGAGCUGCCCAGCAAAGACUCUAAUGAUUUGGAGCAUGAGCAUGAUCAAAAUCUAGAUUCCUCUGUGGAAAAUGAAGUCUCAGAAACUCCAGAAAAGGUAGAGAAGGAAGAGGAUAACAUUGCUAGUAGUGAGAAUACCAGUAAUCGAGAAGUCUUCGGAGAUGAGCACCGUAACUCUUCAGAUACUGCUGAACCAAGGGAACCAGACUCUGAGGAGUCAUCCAGAGACUGUGAUCAGUUCAAAGCACUUUGUGAGGAGUCAUUAGAUGCCCCGGAUAGGGAUAGCAAUGCUACCAAGAAUGUAGAUGAAGAUGAGGAUUUUGUAGGUGAUUGUACUGAAACCAAAAACAGGCAAGAAACUUCUUACAACCUGGAACUGGUCAAGAACAGUAGUGAUUGUGAGACUGAUAGUGAUAACAUUUUGAAUAGAGAUGAGAAGGUAAUGGAUGAUACUUGUAGAGAUACCAUUCCAAUGCCACUGCCUGCAGAUGAAUCGAUCCCAGCUUGUGAGAAAGUAGGGCAAGAGGAGGAACUGCCUGAGAUUUUAGAAAUGGCAGAUGGGUGUCUAGCACAAAAUGAUGACCGCAGUGUGCAUGCAGAGCUUGAUUUGAACAUGGAAGGGGACUUAGAAAAUGAUGACUGUGCAAACCCUGACAUGCUGCCUGAGGAUGCCAGUGAAGAAACAAGUCCUGACUUAGAACUGUGUGGAGAUGAACGCGGUGCCAAAAACGGUUUAGCAGAGUUCACCCAUCAAGCAGCAGCUGAAGAGAAGGAAGUAGACCCAAAUGAGCACAAUAAUACAAACACAGGAAAUGCCAGUGAUGGCUGCCAGAUCACUGAGAGGAAAAGUGAGAAGACAUCAGAGGCAGCCUGUGAAGGAAGCAAAGUCUCUGGGAAAGAGGAAGAAGAAACUGUGAAUGCAGAGAAUAUGGAUGACAGGUGUCAGAUUGCACCUUGUGAGAAUGAAUGUCACGAGGAAAUACCUCUGGAACAUUCAGUUGAGAGUCUUCAAACAGAAGAAGCCUCUCUGCAUGAAGAUGGCAUGAUUUCUGAUAGUCUGCCUUGUAGUCCAGGGAUGGAGCCAGAGGUAGAAGCUGUAACUGUUGAAGAGGAUAAUGAAAAUACUGUCAAGGCCUCUAAGUCAGAUGAGUUGCAACAGAAAGACAAUGAGGUGGAAGCAAACAGCCUCAGCAAAAGUGUCCAAAGUUUUCCUGAAGAGGUCCCACUUGAGGACAACUUAGAAAUCUGUAAGCAUGGCAAAAUUAAUGUAGAAUGUGGGACCAAAUGUGUUUUGCAUGAAAAUCUAGCAGUCCCUGAAGUGGUCAUUGUGACUGAUGAAUUGGAGGAAAGAGAAACUAGCAGUGAUUCCCUAGAUGAUCCUUAUGUGCUUCCUGAAGAAAAUGAAAUUGUCCAUGAUGUGCAGACUGAUUUAGGAGCUGAUCACAGUAAAAAGGGUGAAUUAGGCAUGGAUGGUGAAAACAACUUGCUGCCCAUUGAUUGUAAAAGUAUUGUCACUAGAACACGAUCUCUCUCUGGGAGAAUGCCAGGCUAUGUCCCAGAAACUGUUCCAGAAGAAACUGGUCCUGAAACUGAUUUACCCUCUUCCCGAAAUGGCUGUGAGACAGAAGACUUGAGCAAUAAUUCCUUUUCAUUGGAAGGAAAACCAGUGGAAGCCAACAGGGCUUUACCAACCAAGUCAAGACGCUUUCUUUUAUAUCCUCGAUCUUAUUCUGUUGAAGGGAGAGAGAUACCUAUCUCUGUUUACAGAGAAAGUGAUGUCUGUGUACUGGAUGGUGUUAGAAUAAAAAGGACAGAAGAUAACUUGUCCUUGCCUUGUGUCAAUGGUUCCUCAGGUAGUUUUUCCCAGCAAAAUCAUCUCUCAUCGUGUGGCGUAUCUACUCCAUCCUCAGUUGUUGAUAUACCACCUCCGUUUGAACUUGCCUACAUCACCAAAAAGCCAAUCACUAAAAGUUCACCUUCCCUUUUGAUAGAGAAUGACUCACCUACUAAGUAUUCCAAGAAAAAGAAGUCUUCUUUUAAGAAGUUUCUUACUCUAAAGUUCAAGAAGAAAAGUGAGAAUAAAGUUCAUGUAGAUGUUAAUGUUUCUUCUUCAAGGUCCUCAUCAGAGUCUAGCUAUCAUGGGCCUCCUAGGCUGAUGGAGCUGGAAGGAAGGAGCCUAAGUAGCUCACCUCAACUAAAAUCUCAUGUGGGUAAGCUCCGUGCAUCUGAGUCUUCUUCAGCUGUUCUUUUCUAUAAGGAUGGUAAAAGAAAAGGAACGCCCAAGUCCUUCAGCAGGAGUGUGUCAAGGGUGGAGUCCUUUGAGGACCGGUCCAGACCUCCUUUCAUGCCACUGCCAUUGACGAAACCUAGGUCUAUUUCUUUUCCCAAUGCUGACACAUCUGACUAUGAGAACAUUCCUGCUAUGAGUUCUGACUAUGAAAACAUACAAAUUCCUCCUCGGAGAUCCACCAGAGCAGGAACUUUUACUGAGUUUUUUGAAGAUCCCAGCAGGGCAUUAUCUGCUGCUAAUGAGAAUGAUGGCUAUGUGGAUAUGAGCAGCUUCACUGGCUUUGAAAACAAGCAGCAAACCACAGACCAGGAAACAGAAAGUGCCUACACUGAGCCCUACAAGGUGUGCCCAGUCUCUGUGACACCAAUGGAAGUAGUCACAUCAGAUGAGGAACAAAAGAGUUCAGAAGAUGAUGACAGCAGCCUUGGUGAUCCAAGUCUCACCAACAAGGUCUCACUGACAGCAGUCAGAACAGUUUGGAAUAUGACCAUUUUGAUAAAGAACUCCCUUUUCCAGAUGAAAGAAGGCCAGUCCAGAGCUUACCUCAUUGCCCAGGAACUAAUGUCUUCAGAAAAAGUAUACGUGGAAAUGCUCCAGUUGUUACGUAUGGAUUUCUAUGAAGGUAUCUUGAAAGUUCUCGGAGAUGAUGAUGAAAAUGAACAAGAGGAAGUUAAACUCAAGCAAGGUUUAAGUGAACUCCCUGAAAUUUAUGAAUUACACCAAGACAUCCUGGAAGAACUGGAAGAGCGAGUCCUUAAAUGGGAUGAACACCAGAAAGUUGCUGAUGUUUUUCUCUCCAGAAAAUCAAGGCUGCAUCACCACUCAGCAUACAUUAUGCAGUUUGACAGGAAUUUGGCUUUGCUAGAUCAAAUGUGCCUUAAAUAUUCCCAACUGGCUACCAUGAUUCAGGAGUUUGAGCAAAGCUCCAGUGACAGCCCUUACAGUGUGAAACACCAGCUUCUGAAAGUGGUACACCGUGUCUUCCAGUAUCGUGUGAUGCUCACAGAUUACUUGAAUAAUCUUUGUCCUGAUUCUACCGAGUAUGAAGCCACACAAGCUGCCUUAUUCAUUGUUUCUGAAAUCACAGACCAAGCCAAUGACAGCAUGCUCCAAGCGGAAAACUUGCAGAAGCUAGUACACAUUGAACACAGUGUGAGAGGGCAGAGUGGCCUCCUCCAGCCAGGAAGGAUCUUUGUUAAAGAGGGAACACUGAUGAAAGUCUCUGGCAAAAACAGGCAUCCUCGACAUUUGUUCUUGAUGAAUGAUGUUCUGCUGUAUACAUAUCCCCAGAAGGAUGGCAAAUACCGACUGAAAAACACUUGGGCUGUAUCAGGCAUGAAGGUCAGUCGCCCAGUGAUAGAGAAAGCCCAAAACAUCCUGAAGAUUGAAUAUGAUGAGCAAUGCCUGACCCUGUCAGCAAGCUCUUGCUCAGAAAGGGAUGACUGGUACAGCUGCAUCACCAAACACAUCCCAGAUGACUGCAAAGCUCACAAGACUUCGACUUUCCACAGUAGCGUGGAGCUAAGGGAAAGGCUUGGAAUACCCUUGGGUGAGAGGCCUCCUACACUGGUGCCUGUGUCCCAUGUCAUGAUGUGCAUGAACUGUGGCUGUGACUUUACCCUCACUUUGAGGCGACAUCAUUGCCAUGCCUGCGGGAAGAUUGUAUGUCGAAAUUGUUCAAGAAACAAGUACCCUAUGAAGUACCUCAAAGAUCAAGUAGCCAAAGUCUGUGAUAGCUGCUAUGUGGAACUUAAGAAAAGAGAGCGACCACUAAGUGUGAGCUUCCCUCCAGCUUCAUCUAGGUGUUCAAGCAGUGCCUUCUCCUCUGUUUUCCACAAUAUUCAUUAUUCAUCUUUUAAGAAACAGAAGAAAAUCCCUUCAGCUCUCAUGGAGGUGGCAGCCUCAGGAGAGGGAGCUACCAUAAGUGGUUACCUCAGCAGAUGUAAGGGAGGCAAAAGACACUGGAAGAAACGCUGGUUUGUUAUCAAAGGCAAAGUCCUCUACACCUACCUAGCAAACGAGGACAAAGUUGCUACAGAAAGUUUGCCUUUGUUGGGUUUCACCAUUGCCCCAGAAAAGGAGGAAGGAAGCGUGGAUACAGUUUUUCAUCUCUACCACAAGCAGACCCUCUUUUAUAGCUUCCAAGCAGAGGAUAACAAUUCAGCACAUAGGUGGAUUGAAGCCAUGGAAGAAGCGUCCAUAUUAUAGCAGCUUUCACUCAAUGAACUUGGAAUAAAUUCUCAGAUUUCUAUACAUUUCCAGCAACACUCUUCUGACUUACAACACUGAACAAUGUAUUUCAGGCCCGCUGGCCCCACACACUGGAUCUGAACUGUUUCCAACUUGCUCUUUUUCUUCCUUCUUACAUACACAUUGUUGCAAAUGAAAAUAUCAAGAUAAGAGAUUAUUUAUGGUGAUCUUUAUGUCUGUGCAAGUUCAGCCUGUACUAUAAGCUUCCCUUCUGAUCCCACAGUAAACUAAGUUUAACAUCAAGACCUGGAAAUAUUGACUACAGUAAGUAACAGACUCAGUUUUACUUAUUCCAGAGCACUGUUGUAUCUCAUUGUGUUGGUUUUGUUGUCUACUGUGACAUGAGAAAUAAUGCAGUAAACAACAAAUGAUCAUUUAAAGCACUUUAUCAUUUUUUAUUGAACUACAGCCUCAUUUUCUUCAUGUUUCUAAGGAGUUCUGUGGCCUGAUUUAUUAAUUGUCCAUUAACAGGCACCAGAAUGAAAUUAUGCCCUGCGUAUUCUAAAUUGCUUCCACAGAAAAUGAUGGAAAAACACAAUUUACCUGGUCUACCAACACUUCUCUGUGAUCCAACAUAGUUACUUACUAUCAAUUUAUAAUUUUACACAAAUCAUCAUAUAAUUUACAUUAAAGGUUUAGUUUCAUAUCACUGCAGUACUUUGAAAUGCACUCCAGUAACUCUACAGAGCCAGAUGCUGAAUUAUAUCUCUCUAAAUACUUCAGACUCAAACCCAAAGGUUAUUUUUAAUUUAUUAUUAAACUACAGACAGUUUUUAUUUAACACAUCUACCUAGUAGUGUUAAGAUUUUUAUCAUCUAUUUAAAUACUGUAUCUUUAUUUUCAAAACUCCUGUUGUUUCUGCUGUUCUUGUUAAGAAAAAUGUCAUCAAAAGUUGGUCCACAUAACCAGUACAGCAUUUGAAAUAUGCUGGGUGGACUGAAAUGCACUUGUCUGAACCUGCUCUGCUGGAGUAAUUUGGAAUUCCUGUGGCCACACCUGUCCUAUGUCAGACUGCUGUGGUGUUUUACACCAGCUGAGGAUAUAGAUCUCCGGAGUUUGGGGGUAGGGUUUUUUGUUUGGUUUGGGUUUGGUUUUUUUUGUUGUGUGGGGUUUUUUUUUUUUUGGUUUUGUUAUUUUGGUUAUUGUUGUUGCGGUGGGGUUUUUUAUGUUUUAGGUGGGAGUUUUUAUAAAGAAGAUUGAGAAGUGAUGUUCUAAUCAUUGCAAUACAGUGAUUUUGUCCUCAGUCAUAAUAUUUAACUGAGGAACAGAAUUACAUCUACGAUUAAAAUAUAUCUUUAUAUAAAAAUAACAUGUUCAAGAAUUUACUUACAUUAAAUUAUAUUGGCGGGAAUUUUUAUUGCUUUUAUUUUUCCCUUUCUUCAAGGAACUUAAUGGAGAUCUGAAUUUUUGACCCUAACAAUUUUUUUAGAUUUUUCCAUACUUUUUAAAGGUCUAUAAUAUAUAUCAAAUGGUAAGGUAGGUCAAUUUAUCACCAGGAUAAACAAGCUUAAAGAAACAAAUACACAUCUACCACUAAAUAAAAAGCUCAUUUUGGGGUUGGUUUUUUUUUAUCCAUCUGACUUUGACCAUUCCAUUAAGCAUAUAUUAUCAUGUGCAAACAGAAACCAAGAAUGAGAAAAAUAAAACUUUUGUAUUCUUUAAUUAAUGGAUGAACAGCAAGGUUAACUUUGUUUCAUGUAGAGCCAUGGCCUUGCUACCAAUACACUGUAAAUGUUUAUCCCCCCUUGAAAACAUUUUGCACUAACAAGAAAAAUAAGACAACAUUGAAUACAGAGCAAGAUCUCUAACCAUGGUCUGAAACAAAACAAAAUUCACUAGAGAAUGACAAUAUUAUGAAGAUUUAGGUGCUGACAUGUAGUGACUGUUGUAUGAAGCUUUCAGCUGGAAGCAGGAAAUUAACAUGAAAAUAUUUUGUAAAAAAUAAGAUACAGUGCUAUUAAACAUUGGUUAAAGUAAUGUAGAGAAAUAAAAGAGCAAAACAUAA